GUGUAUCUUUCGAGCGCACCUCCACCGAGCGCGAUCACGCAACCGUCCGAUUUCUGUUCCGUUUCUUGAUGCCCUUUAGUUACUUCGCGAUUGCGUGUGCAACAGUUGUCACGCCGAAGUUAUCGCUGAUAGUCCGUUAUCGUUAUCACACUCGCAUGAUUCGUAUUGAAAUCGUCAUUUUUAUCAAUGUUACGCGGCUUAUGAAAAAUAAAAAACUUUUUUCAUUCCCCCGUCAAGUCGUCAGUACUAUUUAAAUCCUAAACGGUUUGCACGUGGCUUUUGUGCGCUGCGUCUUCUCCGAACAAGCCAUUCUCGUUUAGUCUUUGUGUGUGAUCGGUGCGCGUUUUAUGUGCGUACCUAUUUAUUUUUUUUUAUUAUUAUUUUUUAUUUGGAGAAAUUUUGUGCAAUAAAUGCGUUUUUUUUUUAACGCCCGAAGUAGGUCGCUGCCGAUAGCUUUUUUCUUCGCGGCACACGCCAACAACAGUGUUUUUAAUAUUCUGCGAACGAGAAUCGAACGCGAAACGAAUUUACUGUCGACACACAUCCGAUUAUAUUUUGUUUCGUCUUCGUUGUAGAAUAAUGGAUUAAUCAAUUUCAAUGCAGUAAUCGUAAAUGGUAAAGAACCGAUAAAACAGCGCAUUAUGUAUUAUGACGCUCCAAGCUAAAGUUCAACAACUAGAGGGCGUCGAAUUACCACGAUGCCGUCUAUGCAAAUGUUUGGACGUAGAUGGCUGGCCGGUACAGAUGAUUUGGUUUUUCCGGGAUUAUUGGAACUUUUAAUGCGGGGAAUAUGGCUAACUUUAAUGAGUUGUGUGCUAUGCCGUUAUUACCAAUGGACAUUCAACUGUGUGACUGGUGGCUUAUUAGUCAGAAUUUAUCUUAUUGGGAUAGUUGUAAUGCAUUCCAUAAUUAUUCUGAUAGUCAUGGUUUUAGUGAAUCGGAGUGCUCAAGGAGCAAUAUAUGAUACAAAAGCUAGACGUUUUGUUCCGCAUAUACUAGUUACAAAGAUUAUAUUACUCUUACCAGAAAUAGGAUUAAACAUACUUGGAACUAUAUGGACUUACACGGAUUGUAUACAAUGUGACCAUGAACAUUUUACAAAUACUGUUGUAGAAAUUGGAGUACUGUUCAAUUGGGUUAUGUUAGGAGGUUUAAUAUUUUUAUUAGCUAUGGUGUUAGAUCCAGUUGGUUCAUUGAAAAUUCAAGAAGGAGCUAAUAGUAAUGUAGAUACAGAUACACUGUUACAUCGUAAAGUUACUCGCAUUUGGGUGAGACGCUUCAGAUGGUUUUUUUGCUGGUUAAUUAGAGAUGAACAUUCACAUGAAGCAUUUUCUCAAGCAGCUGGACUAAUGAGUUCUAUGUUCCGAAAUACCGACAUUGUCCCAUCAGACUUUAUAGCUGGUUUUGUAUUGUUAAGAGUAAAGCAAAAACGUGAGUCUAGAGAACAAAGAAGACUUGCUCUCUUAGCUGAACAAAGAUAUAACUGUACUUCUAUUGUUAGUGAGUGUUUUACUGGAAAACCAAAUUGGAUGUGUUUAAAAAAAGCCAGGCAUUAUCUACAAUUAUCUGUUGCUAUUUAUGGUUGGCCAUUUCUGAUUUACCGUUAUUGUAUAACAGGGUUAUUUAAAAUGAUGCCUAAAUUUCUUUGCUGUGCUUGUUUUAGAGCUAAACCGACUGUGGUCAAAGAAGAUAAUUGCUGUCUAUGUAACUUUGCAGCAAUUCGGUACAUGUCAAAACUACAUUCUAAAGAUAUUUUAUUCGCUUCAUUUGUUAAUCAUAUCUUUGAAUUACCAUUUUUUGUUACUGCUGAUCAUGAAACUAGUAGUAUUGUCAUCGCUAUUAGAGGAUCAUUAUCAAUGCGAGAUAUAUUCACAGAUCUGACUGCUGUUGUAGAAAAAUUAGAUGCCUAUGGAGUUCCACCUGAUAGCUAUGCUCAUAAAGGAAUGUUAUGCAGUGCAAAAUACAUUAAAAGUGAAUUAGAAAAUCAUAAUGUUUUAGAAAAAGCUUUUACCAAUUUUCCAGAAUACAAUCUUGUAAUCACUGGGCAUAGCUUAGGUGCUGGAACAUCAGUACUUUUAGCAUUUUAUAUGAGACCAUUGUAUCCUAAUCUUAAAGUAUAUGCAUUUGCUACACCAGCUGGAUUAUUGAGUCGAGAAGCUGCAAGAAUAGCUGAAGAUUUUACUUUAUCUGUUGGUGUUGGUGAUGAUAUGGUUAUGCAUAUGACAAUUGAUAACGUUGAAGAUUUGCGAACAAAUAUGAUUCAAGUUCUACAAUCGUGUAGAUUACCAAAAUACCGAGUUUUUCUAAAUGGUUUUGGCUAUGCAUUAUUUGGUGUACCGUCUCGGGACCUUGAAUCUACAUGGCGUCAUCGAAACCCUUCAGAAAUGCGCAAUUCUCCACUACUAUCAACACAUUCUCCUGUUUUAUCUAUGAUUACGCAAAAUGAUGGUUUUUCAGCUGAUAUAAUUAGUAAUAAUCAACAACUAGUCCCAACUACAUCGUCAUAUCCUUACGAACAACCAAUCACCAUGUCACCUACUUAUAAUGAAAUAGUCGUCAGGAGAUAUUCAAAAAUUCGUUUGUAUACUCCAGGUCACAUACUACACAUUACAAAAAAAAAGAAAAGUAAAGAACAAAAAAAAGCUGAUAAAAAAUCUGGCACAGACAGUAAUGAAUAUAACUAUGAAAUGCGUUGGGCUACUCCUGAAGACUUUAAAGAACUCCGUGUAAUGCCUCGUAUGCUAUUGGAUCAUUUACCGGAAAAUGUUUUAAAAACUCUUGACAAUGUGCUUAGUGAACAAAGAACAGAAAUUGGCUUUGAUUUAGCUCAAUUAACUAUGAUCUGAGUACUUAAAUAUGAUUAUUUACUUCAUAAAACUAGAACUUUAAUUAGUUCAUGCUCAAAUUCCUCUGUCCAAUGAUAGUAAUUAUUAUUAUAUUAAGUUUACCUAUUAAAUAACGUAAUUAUUUUUAAAUUUGAAGUAUUAUUUUUGAUUUUUGAUAAAUUUUACUAAAAGGGGAUGGAUGCAUAAUAUUCCUUUAUGAAUUGAUGGUCUGAUUUCUGUGUGAAUUGUGGUUGUUUAUUAUUAAUUAUUAAUAGCAUAUCCUUUGAUUUUGAACUCUUUAAUUAUUAAGAUAUUCAUACCGACCAGUCAUAAUCUCUUAAUUUUUGAGAAUAAAGUUAAAAUGCUAGAUUCAUAUGGAAUCU
This is a messenger RNA of Sipha flava (yellow sugarcane aphid), 3208 nucleotides long. RefSeq names its product sn1-specific diacylglycerol lipase beta (gene inaE). Gene Ontology annotation, biological process: lipid metabolic process. The coding region runs from base 699 to 2846 and encodes 715 amino acids. NCBI's taxonomy places the organism in Eukaryota, Metazoa, Arthropoda, Insecta, Hemiptera, Aphididae. The transcript has 15 exons. The record is from RefSeq and is a predicted model, not a curated record.